Molecule: messenger RNA, 1878 nt
Organism: Penicillium longicatenatum
Lineage: Eukaryota; Fungi; Ascomycota; Eurotiomycetes; Eurotiales; Aspergillaceae
Product: glucoamylase precursor
Exons: 5
Coding region: 1-1878 (625 amino acids)
Biological process (GO): polysaccharide catabolic process
Cellular component (GO): fungal-type vacuole
Molecular function (GO): glucan 1,4-alpha-glucosidase activity; starch binding
Source: RefSeq, a predicted model, not a curated record
AUGCCUCGUCUUCUCGUGUUUGCGCUUCAUGCAUUAGCCAUCGGUAAAGUUGCUAUUGCAACAGCAGCAGGAACUUUGGAUGAAUGGCUGGCCUCUGAGUCAAACCUUGCUUUGGAGGGUAUCCUCAAGAACACUGGCUCCACUGGGCAGUAUGCAAGAUCUGCCGAUGCGGGAGUUGUGAUCUCUAGCCGAGAUCCUGACUAUUACUUUACUUUCACCAGAGACGCAGCUCUCACGGCGGGGACAUUGGUGGAAUUGUUCCAGAAUGGCAAUGCGAGCUUGCAGAUCCCACUCACCACUUAUGCAAAUUCACAGGGCUAUCUGCAGACCAUCUCCAAUCCUGCCGGUUCCUUAUCUGCCGGUGGCUUGGGAGAACCCAAAUUCGGUGUGGAUCAGACUGCGUUCACUGGCGCAUGGGGUCGACCUCAGCGUGACGGGCCCGCUCUCCGAGCAUCAAGCUUAAUCAACUUUGGUCAUUGGCUCAUUGACAAUGGCUACUCAAGUUAUGCGGAGGACAAUGUCUGGCCAAUCGUUCAGAACGAUCUCUCGUAUGUCGCCCAGUUCUGGAAUCAGACUGGUUAUGACAUUUGGGGUGAUGUCAUUGGAUCAUCAUUCUUCACCGUUGCUUCUCAGCACCGCGCUCUUGUCGAAGGAAACACCUUCGCCAGUCGUAUUGGCCGCUCCUGCUCCUGGUGCCAGUCACAAGCACCACAGGUGCUCUGCCAUCUGCAAGACUUCUGGACAGGCUCUCAUAUCCUGGCCAAUUUCGCGGGUGAUAGUGUGCGUUCGGGAAAGGAUGCAAGUACAAUCCUCGCAAGCAUCCGCAGCUUCGAUCCCGAGGCAGAGUGCGACGAUCUUACUUUCCAGCCAUGCUCCCCAAGAGCACUUGCAAACCACCUGGCUAUCACCGAUACCUUCCGCUCUGCUUAUCAGAUUAACUCAGGGACCGGUUCCGGUGCCGUAGCUGUUGGCCGCUAUCCUGAAGAUGUGUACAGGAGCGGUAACCCUUGGUUUCUGACAACGUUGGCAGCGGCAGAGCAACUCUAUGAUGCAGUAUACCAGUGGAACAAAAUCGGAUCGAUUACCAUAACGCAGACCUCAUUGACAUUUUUCCGGGGUGUCUAUCCUUCAGCCCUCAUAGGAACUUAUUCUUCCUCCAACGAAACAUUUACAUCCAUUGUCAGCGCUGUCAAAUCUUAUGCGGAUGGGUUUUUGAAUAUAUCCAAAACCUACACCCCAACCGACGGUUCUCUCUCGGAACAGUUCAGCAAGGUUGACGGGUCCCCGAUAUCUGCCCGCGAUCUGUCCCUCUCCUAUGCUGCACUCCUGACCGCUAAUCUACGCCGCAACUCCGUCGUGCCACGCUCUUGGGGAGCGAAGAACGUCAACAAGGCAUCCGAGUGCUCUGCUACAUCUGCUACCGGAACCUACGGUACUCCGACGAAGACUCUAUGGCCUUGCACUAUGACUAGUGGAAGGGAGACUACAACUACAUCUUUGACCUCAGCUGCGACGACAACGACGAUAUCAUCAUCAACAACAACAACAACGGCCUGUGCAACUCCAACCACAGUUGACCUUUCAUUUAACGUAAUUGCUACAACAACCAGGGGUCAAGAUAUUUUCUUGGUUGGCUCAAUCGACCAGCUCGGAAACUGGGACACAAAUCGCGCAGUUGCGCUCAGGGCGGAUAAGUACUCCGAUAACAAUCAUCUGUGGUAUAUAUCCGUGGAUCUACCAGCGGGCGUGAAUUUCGAAUACAAAUACAUUCGAAAGCAGAAUGGCGGGGUCACCUGGGAAAUGGAUCCCAAUAUGCGCAUGGCUGUCCCGAGGGGUUGCGAUAUUGGCACGGCGGAAGUUAAUGAUACUUGGAGAUAG